This is a messenger RNA of Fomitiporia mediterranea MF3/22, 1287 nucleotides long. Its product is annotated as exo-beta-1,3-glucanase. Gene Ontology annotation, biological process: glucan catabolic process. The record is from RefSeq and is a predicted model, not a curated record. Gene Ontology annotation, molecular function: beta-glucosidase activity. The transcript is spliced from 5 exons. Lineage: Eukaryota; Fungi; Basidiomycota; Agaricomycetes; Hymenochaetales; Hymenochaetaceae. Gene Ontology annotation, cellular component: extracellular region; cell surface. Bases 1 to 1287 code for a protein of 428 amino acids.
AUGCCUCGUCUUUCUUCCACUCUUUUGUUUAUUGCUGGCUCCGCACUUCUAUCCCAUUGUGCUCCUCUCGAUGCUCGCGGAAAACCCUUCAACUAUGGUGUCGAUAAAAUUUAUGGUGUUAAUAUAGGUGGAUGGCUGCUCCUGGAACCAUGGAUUACCCCCAGCCUGUUUGAUAACACGGGAAAUCCGGAUAUUAUCGAUGAAUGGACCUUCACGCAGUUGCAAGACAGGCAAUCUGCGCAAGAUGCUCUUAAGCAACACUGGGACACAUUCUUUACCGAAAAAGACUUUGCGGACAUCGCCGCUGCCGGAUUGAACCACGUUCGUGUACCGAUUGGAUACUGGGCGUUUGACGUCGCGGACGACGAACCAUUCAUCAAGGGACAAGUGCCAUAUCUGAAGAAGGCGAUUGAAUGGUCUGGAAAGUAUGGUUUAAAUGUCGUCAUCGACCUUCACGGUGCUCCAGGCAGUCAGAACGGCUUCGAUAACUCGGGUCGAAAAUUGGAUUUCCCAACAUGGCAGCUGGAGCAGCAGAAUAUCGAUCGCACCAACGCUGUAUUGAAGACCAUCUCAGACAUCUUCGCACCACAAGCGGAUGUAGCCAAUAUUAUUGCUCCACUGAACGAACCUGCUGGUUUCAAUGGCACUCAGCUGCUCGACGUCACAAGGAAUUAUUGGCUUUCCUCAUACGAUACCAUCCGUCAUCCGCAGAAGGGCCCAUCUGAUCGUAUCGUUCUUAUUCAUGACGCUUUCAUGAACUCCUCGUACUGGGGCGACUUCAUGACUCCACCCAAGUAUUCAAAUGUAGUGAUGGACACGCAUCAAUACCAAAUCUUUUCGACAGAUGGCGUCGCAUUGAGCGAGGAUGACCACAUCAAGACGGCUUGCAACUUUAGCAACGCAAUCAAGCAAUUCGCUCUCCCCAUUAUCGUUGGCGAAUGGUCUCCUGCUAGUACAGACUGUGCUCGCUACCUCAACGGACGCCGUCAAGAUUUACAAGGUGCACGUUACGACGGUACCUACCCAGACAGCACGUUUGUUGGACUCUGCCUCGGCAAGAGCGGCUCGGCGAAAUACUUCAGCGAUGACUACAAGACUUUCUUGCGCAAAUAUUGGGAGGCACAGGCGAAAGCGUAUGAGACCUCAUACGGAUGGUUCCAAUGGACCUGGAAGACUGAGGAGGGGACUGGUGAGGAGUGGUCAUACAGCAAAGGCAUUGAAUACGGAUGGAUUUCUCAGGACGUAACGGAUAGGAAAUAUCCUGACAUCUGCGCCGGAUACGUGUAG